GGAUAGGAAUUUCUGACAACGUUUUUGUGCCAGAGACGUCUUGUGUAAUGGGAGUUCCCUGUGGCUCCUCGGAAACAAGGUCCUUUUCUGUUUCGCGAGUGCCAAAACUGGCCUUUUGGAAGAGUUCUUCUACGAAGCUUUUAGCUACUACAGUCAGUAGAUCCACUGCUUCCGUAGACGAGUUUUCUUCGGCCUUACUCGAGGGCAUUUCUUGAUGGUUUUGAAGCGUGUCUUUUUCGCAACUUGACUCCUCUGACUGCGGAGGGUAAUCAGAGUUUUCCUGUCUCGUUCCUUUUCCUGGAGUUCCAUUCUCUACAUCCUGUGAAGAUUGUUUUGCCACGUCGGUAAAACACUCGUCUCCCUCCCCGGUGGACGGGUCACCAAACCCACGGUUUGAUUCCGAUGCAGGUUCGGUCUUUUCUUCGGAUGUUUUCCUGUUAGAACGUUUUGCGUCCCCUGCUUCUGCAGGUUUGUCGGGGGUUUUCGAUGGCUGUACGCAAACGUGCAGGGUCUCUGGAGGAUCAGCCGACCCCGCUCGCUGUGGUUGUUUCCGAUGAAGAAAAGGCAUGCAACAAACUAGGCAACUGAGACGUUUUUUACCUCCAUACGCGGGCUCGAGAUGAUGUGCGCGCUCUAUGGAUUGACGCUGCGCUUUGUCGGCGACUUCAACACCAGUAUGUCGGACGCCUUGUAUUUCUUCAUAGUUUCUGUGUUCAUCAGUUUUUUUUCCAUUUUUAGGUCUCCCGUCAUCUGGGUGGAAACACAAGUGCUAAGGGAAUACCUUGGCCGAACGUCAGCGACUGUUGACACGGCCGACGCGGAGCGGGCGAAAAAAGGAUAG
Molecule: messenger RNA, 841 nt
Organism: Toxoplasma gondii ME49
Lineage: Eukaryota; Apicomplexa; Conoidasida; Eucoccidiorida; Sarcocystidae
Exons: 3
Coding region: 620-841 (73 amino acids)
Source: RefSeq, a predicted model, not a curated record